CAGUCUUCCUCCGUCCUCCUCAGCCCACGUCUCUCCAAAGCAGUAAAAAGAGCAUCCCAAAAAUAAUUUAAAAAAAAAGGGGCCAAUAACACCUUCCAUCAGCCAAAAUGGUCAGAGCAGUUGCUGUCCUCCGCGGUGACUCCCUCGUGAAGGGCACAGUCACCUUCGAACAGGCUGACGAGAACAGCCCGACCACCAUCUCCUGGAACAUCUCUGGCCACGAUGCCAACGCUCAGCGUGGCUUCCACAUUCAUCAAUUCGGUGACAACACCAACGGCUGCACUUCUGCUGGCCCUCACUACAACCCAUUCUCCAAGAAUCACGGAGCUCCAUCCGACGUAGAUCGCCAUGUUGGUGACCUGGGCAACAUCACCACUGAUUCCCAGGGCAACUCCACCGGCAGCGUUGAGGACAAACAGAUCAAGCUUAUUGGGGAGCACAGUGUUCUCGGUCGCACUGUUGUCGUUCAUGCUGGCACUGAUGACCUCGGCAAGGGAGGCAACGAGGAAUCCAAGAAGACUGGAAAUGCUGGGCCCCGUCCUGCCUGCGGUGUUAUUGGCAUUGCUGCAUAAGCUUCUCUCCCGAGAACUCUCCCCUAAGGCUUUCACUAGAUUGCGCGAAAGCAUCAAUGAACAGUUAAUGAGAUUGCUUAGCAAUUAACUAGUUACCUAGUUAGCGAGGGAAUGAUCAAACAAUCCAGUUUCUAGAGGUGUAAUGAAAUUACAUAUCUCGGUGAAUUAGCUCUACAAAAUAAUCUGUACAUAGUUCAAUUUGGAGUUGGGAGCUCAUAUGAACCAGUAACUUAAUUAUCUCAACGCACAGCCAUUGCAGGCGCCAGUGGAGAUGCUCAGACGCAUGUGGUUGUAUAGCCAGGUCACAAAAUUGGAGUGAUUUGCUCUC
Molecule: messenger RNA, 900 nt
Organism: Coccidioides posadasii C735 delta SOWgp
Lineage: Eukaryota; Fungi; Ascomycota; Eurotiomycetes; Onygenales; Onygenaceae
Gene: SOD1
Product: Superoxide dismutase [Cu-Zn]
Biological process (GO): superoxide metabolic process
Molecular function (GO): copper ion binding
Source: RefSeq, a predicted model, not a curated record